AUUUCAAUCUUGCGUUUGGUUAUUAUUAAUGGAAUAUGGCUACGGUUUUCGAAAGUUCGUUCUUAUCGAAUAGAGCACAUCGUGUUGAGGAACGAUAUGAAGAAUCGGCAAACACUUUUGGCAAAUGUGACUGUACUAGCUAUAGCUAUCUUGCAUUGAGCGUUAUUCUGUUUAUGAUUGGGACAGCUAUUACUAUUUUUUCUUUGGACGAUAUCGUAGGCGGACACAUAUUUUUUAAACUUGGUCACAUGUGGCUUAUUGGUCCAAUAUUCAUUUGUUCUGGACUAAUGGUAGCUGUCAAAUGUAUGCUUUACCUGCGACGAAAGUCCGUUAUACAGAUGAUAUUUCAUCAACGACAAUUGUUCAGACAUUUACAGGAAUUGAGCGGUGCUCGUGGUAUCGAACGUAUUGACAUACAAACUCCAGGUCCACCCUCUUACGAAGCAAUCGCUCAAGAAAUUUGCAAUGAAUUACCUCCGCCUUCUUAUGCAGAGGCGGUAGCGCUUGUACGCAAAACUAUCGAAAGCAAUACCAAAUCAAAUAGUGCAAGUGUUUCUUGCGAUAGCAUCGCUAUUGACCAAAACGUCAGGUGUAAACCUUGAAACGAUAUCUUUUUUCGAUUGAAAGACGGUCGCAACAAAAACUGUAAAUUAUACUUUUGAAUUAUGAACUAUUGUUCAUUUUUAUUACAUACGUUUAUUACAUUGAACGUACUUUUUUUUAUUACAAAAGAAAUAUUAUCGCACGUUCUACCCGUUAAGGGUUAAAGGGGAAAGAAGGGUGUACUCGAUACUCAUUGUCUGUUAUUUUAUCAGAAUGUCGGUAUCAGCAAAAUGUCGGAUAACUGUUUGAUGAAUAAAAUGCAAUUCGCACAAUAGUCCAAUUGAUAAGAGAAUAUUUCUAUAAGUGAAAUAUUCGAGUUAUUAUAUGUAGAAAUUUAAUUCAAUGAGAUCACUAUAUAUAAGUUUUUUUUUUUUUUUUACUAUAUAAAUCUUUUGUGAACAUAAUACAAAUUAUAUAUAUAUAAAUUUUUACACUAUCUUUUAUGUAUAAUAUAACGAAUUUUACAAAUUGAGAAGAAGUUACAAUAGCGUGAUAGAUAUUAUUUGUUAAAACAUAUACAAUGUUAAAAAUAUGACGAAUAACAUGGUCAAUAAGUAUUAUUGAAACCUAUAAUGGACAAUAAUAAAAUAUUGCCGCAAUUUGGGGAAGUUGUUUUAUCCUACAAAUUAUUUAUUUGAACUUGAUACUCGCAGAAAAAACUGGCGUAUUUUUGUGUAUUGGACGGUUAUAAUAAAUAACGAAAACGAGAAGAAGAUAUUGAAUUUUACUGUUAAUAAAAUUUGUAAGAGCAAUUUGAAUGUACAUUUACGAUGUAUUACUUAAUGAAAAAGCGAAUAAAAAAAAGAUGUUUUAUA
Messenger RNA from Bombus impatiens (common eastern bumble bee), 1418 nucleotides. RefSeq lists its product as uncharacterized. The coding region runs from base 36 to 602 and encodes 188 amino acids. Lineage: Eukaryota; Metazoa; Arthropoda; Insecta; Hymenoptera; Apidae. The transcript is spliced from 3 exons. The record is from RefSeq and is a predicted model, not a curated record.